UUUGACAUUGUCAAAUGAGUUUAACCUACAAAUAAUCGCAAACUAUUCGGUAAACUUAAAAUAUAGAUAACUUUUAACUUACUAGACUGAAAUAAUCAUGGAUUUAAAAGAUUUCAAGCCAGAAAAUGAAGAUUUGUAUGAAAUUUUACAAAUUCCGUUUGAUUCAACAAUAAAAGAUAUUAAAAAAGCCUACAGAAAACAAGCCUUAAAAUGCCAUCCAGAUAAAAAUCCUGAUGAUAAAAAUGCCGCCGCAGAGUUUCAUAAACUCUCAAAAAUCCUUGAAAUCCUCACAGAUGAAUCAGCAAGAAAAGCCUAUGACAGACUCCUCAAAGGCAGAAAAGAAGCAGCGAUUCGCCACUCAGAACUCGAUAGUAAAAGAAGAAAACUUAAAGAAGACUUAGAAGCACGAGAAAAAGCUGCGGUUAGUGGCCAGGGAGGAAAAUCCGCAGCGCAAUUAUUUAAAGAAGAAAUUGACAGAUUAAGAAAAGAAGGCUCCAAACAAGUUGAAGAAGAAAUGGAAUUAAUGAGAAAACAAUUCGCAGAAGAACAAGUUAAAGAAGAAGUUUGGGAUUCUAGUAAACACAGAAUUAAGAUUAAGUGGAAAAGCGACAAACACGAUGCUCAAAAUGGCGGCUACACGCAAGACAUGUUGCAUAGAUUUUUAUCAAAGUAUGGGAAUAUUACGGUUUUAGUGAUGUCACCAAAGAAGAAAGGCUCGGCACUUGUUGAAUUCGACACGAAAAGAUCAGCGGAAAUGGCUGUUGAUAUCGAAAAAGGCCUCUCAGAAAACCCACUGGAAUUAUCCUGGGUAGACGGCAAAGGACCCAACCCUCAGGCAGUAAAAUCAAACACCAUCAAAGAAACAGACUUCGAGAGCAUCACAUUAAUGAAACUACGACAAGCCGAGGAAAGAAAACGUCUCAUCGAACAAAUGAUGGCGGAAGAUGAAUAAAAUGAUACUAAUUCUAUUAAAAAGUACCGUUGGUAAAUUAUAUAUCAAUCA
Dalotia coriaria is the source of this 1003-nucleotide messenger RNA. Its product is annotated as dnaJ homolog subfamily C member 17. The coding region runs from base 98 to 952 and encodes 284 amino acids. Gene Ontology annotation, cellular component: spliceosomal complex. Gene Ontology annotation, biological process: spliceosomal complex disassembly. The transcript has 4 exons. Gene Ontology annotation, molecular function: RNA binding. Lineage: Eukaryota; Metazoa; Arthropoda; Insecta; Coleoptera; Staphylinidae. The record is from RefSeq and is a predicted model, not a curated record.